Messenger RNA from Hevea brasiliensis (rubber tree), 2835 nucleotides. RefSeq names its product proline-rich receptor-like protein kinase PERK3. Gene Ontology annotation, molecular function: ATP binding; protein kinase activity. NCBI's taxonomy places the organism in Eukaryota, Viridiplantae, Streptophyta, Magnoliopsida, Malpighiales, Euphorbiaceae. The record is from RefSeq and is a predicted model, not a curated record. Gene Ontology annotation, biological process: protein phosphorylation. Bases 335 to 2533 code for a protein of 732 amino acids. The transcript is spliced from 8 exons.
ACGCCAAAAGCUUUUCCAAAACCGGUGACUGAGUGAAUCCAACGAUAAUCUCCACCAACAGUCAUGAAAACAAACCUCUCUGUUACUACUGUUUCUUCGAUUAAAACUCAGUAAUGGAGGGUUUGGCACUGUGUUAUGAGUUCCGAGUUGCUGUUUUCACUAUGAUAUCUUCUCCCGUGGAUCCUCCUUCAUUUACUGUCAAAAACAAGUCUUGCUUGUAGUGAUUCGCUUUCCCUUUUGAAGUCUUAUGCUCACUGUAGCUGUGAUCUCGCGUUGAUUCCUUGAAAUCUCACAGAUCUAACGUGCAAUUUUCUAAUAAUAAACUGCGUCGGUGAUGGCGGUGCUUGCAGUCCCAAAUACCAUUGGUGCACAAGUAUCAAGAAAAGUCUGCAGUCUGUUGCUGCAUCUUUUGUUUGUUUCUUGUUAUGUGAUUCUCACUACCAAUGCCAAUUUGGUUGAUGAUCGACACUUCAAAGAACUGAUAGUACCUCCAAGUAGAGUACCUGCCGCUGCACCUGCCAUUCUUGAUCUGCCUCUGCCAGCCAACCUUCCACUGUUUCAUAAACUGCGAAGAAAACAUUUAUCACCAGUUGGUGCAUCAUCGGCUGUGGUAGCACCAGCCGCACCUCUUAAUUAUGGUCCAUUAAUAACUUCUAUUCACCCGCCUACCAGUUCACAUUUGUCAAAAACAUCAAUGAAGAAGAAUGCUUUAGUGCCUCCCACUGUUGGAUUGAUAGAAAUUGCACCAACACAAUCCAACACUAGUGCAAAUGCUUCUGGUUUAGCUCAGCCGCCAUUAUCUCCUCAUUUCUCUGAUUGUUGCAAACCUGACAUGGUGUUGAAACAAGGGAGUCAUAAUUGCCAUUGUGUGUAUCCCAUAAAGCUUGACUUUCUCCUUUUGAAUGUCUCACAAAAUCCUAACUGGGACAGAUUUCUGCAAGAGUUAGCUUCCCAGCUUGAUUUGCUAGUUUCUCAAAUUGAGCUUAUCAACUUUUAUGUACUCAGCUUAUCAAGAUUAAAUAUUUCAAUGGAUAUUACUCCUCAUACGGGAAUCAGCUUCUCUGCCAGUGAUGUGUCUUCAAUAAAUUCUUCGCUUGCAUUACAUAAGGUUCAUUUUGACUCCACCCUUGUGGGUGAUUACAGACUCCUCAAUCUUACCUGGUUUGAACCUCCAUCACCUUCCCAAGCUCCUAUUGUUGCUUCAUCACCUGUGGAAGCACCAGCACAUCAAUCUGCAACUUCCACACUACCCAGUGAUCCAGGCAGAGGCAAACAUUCAAAUCUAUUUCUUAUACUCAGUAUUGGUGUUGGCAUCGUGAUUAUUGCUAUAAUAUCUAUGCUUAUAAUUUGUUCAUGCGCAAUUCGUGAAGGGAAGCCUAAAGGAUCUCCUGAAGGAACUGUGAAGCCAAGGACUGUGGAUGCAGUUCCAGCAGGAGGAUCUCUGCCACAUCCUAGCAGUACACGGUUUCUAGCCUAUGAAGAACUUAAAGAAGCAACAAACAACUUUGAAUCUGCAAGCAUACUUGGAGAGGGUGGGUUUGGUAGAGUUUUCAAGGGUGUCUUAAAUGACGGUACAGCUGUAGCAAUUAAGAGGCUUACCAGCGGAGGACAACAAGGCAAUAAAGAAUUUCUUGCUGAGGUUGAGAUGCUUAGCAGGUUGCAUCACCGCAAUCUUGUGAAGCUUGUGGGUUACUAUAGUAGUCGUGACUCUUCGCAAAAUCUACUGUGUUAUGAACUCAUUCCAAAUGGAAGCUUAGAGGCCUGGCUACAUGGUCCUCUGGGUGUAAAUUGUCCUUUGGACUGGGACACCAGAAUGAAAAUCGCACUUGAUGCUGCAAGAGGUCUUGCAUACCUGCAUGAGGACUCACAACCAUGUGUUAUCCACAGAGACUUCAAGGCGUCCAAUAUAUUGCUUGAGAACAACUUUCAUGCUAAAGUAGCUGAUUUUGGACUUGCCAAACCGGCACCUGAAGGCAGAACAAAUUACCUUUCCACUCGUGUCAUGGGCACAUUUGGGUAUGUAGCCCCUGAGUAUGCUAUGACUGGAUAUCUACUAGUAAAAAGCGAUGUUUAUAGCUAUGGAGUUGUCCUCCUUGAGUUGCUGACCGGAAGGAAACCUGUGGACAUGUCACAACCAUCUGGGCAGGAAAACCUCGUCACUUGGGCCAGGCCAAUUCUCAGAGACAAAGAUAGGCUAGAAGAGCUUGCUGAUCCAAGGCUUGGGAAUAAAUAUCCAAAAGAAGAUUUUGUGCGGGUUUGCACCAUUGCAGCAGCUUGUGUCGCCCCUGAGUCAAACCAACGACCCACCAUGGGUGAAGUGGUCCAGUCGCUUAAAAUGGUGCAGCGUGUUACAGAAUAUCAGGAUUCCAUGUCAGCAUCCAAUACCCAGCCAAACAUGAGACAGUCAUCCACUACCUUCGAGUCUGAUGGGGCAUCUUCGAUAUUCUCCUCAGGUCCUUACUCUGGUCUAUUUGAUAAUGACAACAUCUCUCGAACAGCAGCUUUCUCUGAAGAUCUUCAUGAAGGACGAUGAAUGCUUUCGAAGGUGGUUAACCUGGAUCCUUCACUUAAUUUGAAAAGGUCCAAUACUACAAUCCAAGGAAUUCGAUAAAUUGAUGAUGGCAACGUAUUAAUAGGAAUUCUUUAAGGAAAGUGACAUAGAUGUUGCAGUUGUGAUUGGUGGAGCUGGGAAGUGGGUUUUUUGGUUGUACCUUGUGGAAGACCGACCACUGCAAAUUUUCCUUUAAGGCAGUGGUUAUUCUCUACACGGUUGACAAAUUUUGUAAAUAUAAUAGCUUUGUCUUAUUGGAUUUCCCUUUUAAGGUUCUUGUUUAA